This is a messenger RNA of Pteropus alecto (black flying fox), 1062 nucleotides long. RefSeq lists its product as uncharacterized. The record is from RefSeq and is a predicted model, not a curated record. Bases 1 to 1062 code for a protein of 353 amino acids. The transcript has 3 exons. Lineage: Eukaryota; Metazoa; Chordata; Mammalia; Chiroptera; Pteropodidae.
AUGCACCAGCUAUCUGCCUCCACCACCACAAUAGGCAACUAUAUUGGAGAUGAGAAAGCCCUAUCUAGUUCCCAAAACCAUUCAGCUACUGAAACUUUAUCAGAUAUCCAGCAAAUGAUUCAAAAGGAAAAUUUUGAGAGAAGCGGGCUCUGGGCAUGUCAAUCAACUGGGUCCUCCCGCCUUCCGUCUACACCUCCUCUCCCUUCCCCCCUCAAAAAAAUAAAAGCAGAGAAAGAAAGGGAAAAGAAGGUAACUAAUGUGGGAACUAGUCUCCACAGGGGCUUCGCCUGCGACCGAAGGAGGCCGCACGUCCCGGACCCGGCGGGAUCGAGCGAGCGGCCGGGUAGCCGUCUGUCGCAGGGUCUUCGCAGCGCGUCCGCCGCGCUCCGGCUUCCCGCACGGGUUGGCGCCGCUGCGGCCCCGCACUCCACCAGGCCCUCGGCCCGCCACCCUUCAGCGCGGGCCAAAGUUGCGCAAAUAGCCCCAACAACUGGCAAAUACUCACCGGCCGCAGCAGGAACCGGGGGUGCGGAGAUUUUAGGGAGUUUAAGGCAAAUUAGCCACGGGAAAGGCGGGCGGAGGCGAAGGGGCCGCGAGCUGCAGUGGCGGCGACGCGCGGCGCUCGGGUUGGGCUGCGCGGAGAGGUUCUGGCUCUGCCAGGGACUGUGCUGCAACAAAGGACUUCCGCUGCCGCACAGCCGCGCCUGCCGCACCGCACUGAGCCGGCCCCGCUUACGCGGCGACUCCGGGUCUGCCCACCAGUUCGCUGCGGCGUCCGCCAGCCUUCCCCUCCCUCUCGCCCGCCCACCCACUCCGCCGCUGGCUGCUAGGGGCACCCGCGGUCGCCUGUUUGUUGCAACAAGUUUCUGCGUCGGGCUCCGAGGAGGCUGGCGCAACCCGCACCGCGGGGGCUGGCGUGGCGGCGGCUUGACCACCCCUCUCGCCCCUCUCCCAAGGGUAGGCUUGGGACCUCCUCCUCCUGUUUGCACAGCUGGACGAGACUGGGCUCCUCCCGACUCCCCAAGGGCAGGAGGCUGCUUUCCCACUCCGUCCAGAUGUUAG